Messenger RNA from Aureococcus anophagefferens, 1524 nucleotides. RefSeq lists its product as hypothetical. Lineage: Eukaryota; Pelagophyceae; Pelagomonadales; Pelagomonadaceae. The coding region runs from base 1 to 1524 and encodes 507 amino acids. The transcript is spliced from 3 exons. Gene Ontology annotation, molecular function: aldehyde dehydrogenase (NAD+) activity. Gene Ontology annotation, biological process: aldehyde metabolic process. Gene Ontology annotation, cellular component: cytoplasm. The record is from RefSeq and is a predicted model, not a curated record.
AUGGCACAGCUGAUCGACUCCCCGCACGCGGAGAUGAAGCGAAUACUCGACGUCCAGAAGAAGGCGUUCAUCGCCAACGGCGCGCCGUCGACGCAGGAGCGCAUCCGGCGCAUCGACGUCGCCAUCAAGCUGCUCCUCGACAACGCGGACGCGCUCUGCGCCGCCGUCGACGAGGACUUUGGCGGGCGGCCCGUCAAGUUCACGAAGUUCGUCGACGUCGCGACGGUCGUCGACGGGCUGAAGAACGCGCGCGCGCACGUCGCCAAGUGGUCGGCGCCGCACCGCCGCGGCGUCGAGUUCCCGAUGAACCUCGCGGGCGCGUCGAACGCCGUCGAGUACGUGCCCAAGGGCGUCGUCGGCGUCAUCUCGCCCUGGAACUACCCCGUGUCGCUCCUCUUCAACCCGCUCGCGGGCAUCUUCGCCGCGGGCAACUCGGCGAUGCUCAAGCCGUCCGAGUUCGUGCCCAAGACCGCGGAGCUCGUGCGGAAGCUCGUCGCCGAGGCCUACGACGAGAGCGUCUGUUGCGUGGUCACGGGCCACGCGGACGUCGCCGCGACGUUUAGCAGCCUGCCCUUCGACCACCUCAUGUACACGGGGUCGACGCGCGUCGGCAAGAUCGUCGCCCGGGCCGCGGCGGAGAACCUCGUGCCCUGCACGCUGGAGCUGGGCGGCAAGUGCCCCGUCAUCGUCGGCGCGUCCACGGACCUGAACGUGACGGCCAUGCGCGCGCGCGCCGCGUCCUUCGGCGCCGUCAUGAACGCGGGGCAGACGUGCAUCGCGCCGGACGUCGUCUUCGUGCCCGCGGCGCUGAAGCAGCCCUUCGCCGACGCCUUCAAGGCGGCCGUCGCCGACAUGUUCCCGGCGGGCGUCGCGCAGUCCGGCGACUACACGUCCGUCAUCUCCGACGCGCACUACGAGCGCGCGACGGGGCUCGUGGCCGAGGCCGAGGCCGCGGGCGUCGAGGUGCUCGUCUGCCCCGGCGGCGACGCCGCCGCCACGGGCGGCGACGAGGAGUCCAAGGCCGGCGCGUACCCGCGCCGCAUGGCCCCGACGCUCGUCUUCGACCCGGCGGACGACCUCAAGAUCAGCGGCGAGGAGAUCUUCGGCCCGCCCAUGGUCGUCCGCACCUACGACGCCGUCGAGGACGCCGUCGCCUACGUCAACGCGCGGCCCCGGCCCCUGGCCUGCUACUACUUCGGCACGGACGCCGCCGAGGAGGCCAAGGUCCUGCCGCGGAUCACGGCCGGCGGCGUCUGCGUCAACGACGUCAUCAUGCACGUCGCGCAGGAGGACCUGCCCUUCGGCGGCGUCGGCGGCUCGGGCUACGGCUCCUACCACGGCCACGAGGGCUUCCUCGAGUUCUCGCACCACAAGGGCGUCCACCGCCAGGUCGCGACGGGCCGCCAGUUCCUCCUCCAGGGCAUCUACCCGCCCUACGACAAGAAGGGUUCCAUGCUCGACAUGAUCAUCGACAUGAAGCUCACGCCCGCGAAGGACUCCAAGCUCCCCUGCUGCAUCCUCUGA